GGCUGCUGAGGACAGGGGCUGGGCCUGGGUCUCCAGCAGUGGGGCCUGGUCUUUCUGCACCAUCUGGGCCUGUGCCCCACCCCAACCCCGCAAGAGGAGAGGGGACCGAACGGGUGUGGUGCGAUACCCUGCAGCCUCUCCUCUUAGACCAAGUGAGCAGGUCCUGGGGCUGAGGCCUGGCUGAAGAGGCUCCCCGGCCCCAGGCUGGCCAGGAGCCCCCGCUCACGCUGGCUGUCCCCACAUCUUGCAGCCUGCAGCACCAGGGGUUGGUGGCGCCAUGGCCCAGGCCCUGGGCGAGGACCUGGCGCAGCCCGGCGAGCUGCAGGAUGACUCCAGCUCUUUGGGGUCCGACUCAGAGCUGAGCGGGCCUGGCCCAUAUCGCCAGGCUGACCGCUACGGCUUCAUUGGGGGCAGCGCAGCAGAGCCAGGGCCGGGUCACCCUCCUGCAGACCUCAUCCGCCAGCGGGAGAUGAAGUGGGUGGAGAUGACUUCACACUGGGAGAAAACCAUGUCUCGGCGGUACAAGAAGGUAAAGAUGCAGUGCCGGAAAGGCAUCCCCUCAGCCCUGCGGGCCCGGUGUUGGCCCCUUCUGUGCGGGGCUCACGUGUGUCAGAAGAACAACCCUGGCACUUACCAGAACCUGGCUGAGGCCCCAGGAGACCCGCAGUGGAUGGAAACCAUCGGCAGGGACCUGCACCGUCAGUUCCCGCUGCAUGAGAUGUUUGUGUCACCCCAGGGUCAUGGGCAGCAGGGGCUCCUGCAGGUACUGAAGGCCUACACCCUGUACCGGCCGGAGCAGGGCUACUGCCAGGCCCAGGGCCCUGUGGCCGCUGUGCUGCUCAUGCACCUGCCCCCGGAGGAGGCCUUCUGGUGCCUGGUACAGAUCUGCGAGGUUUACCUCCCCGGCUACUACGGGCCCCACAUGGAGGCUGUGCGGCUGGACGCCGAGGUGUUCAUGGCCCUGCUGCGACGGCUGCUCCCUCGUGUGCACAAACACCUGCAGAAGGUGGGCGUCGGGCCCCUGCUCUACCUGCCCGAGUGGUUCCUGUGUCUCUUCGCCCGCUCCCUGCCCUUCCCCACGGUGCUGCGUGUCUGGGACGCUUUUCUUAGCGAGGGUGUGAAGGUGCUGUUCCGCGUGGGGCUGACCCUGGUGCGCCUAGCGCUGGGCACCACUGAACAGCGCCUGGCCUGCCCGGGGCUCCUGGAGACGCUCGGCGCCCUUCGAUCCAUCCCGCCUGCCCAGCUGCAAGAAGAGGUCUUCAUGCCCCAGGUGCACGGCGUGGCCCUGUCCGAACUGGAGCUGCAGCGGGAGAUCAAGGCCCAGCUGGCCCAGCUGCCAGCAUCAGCAUCCGAGCCACCCCCGAGGCCGCAGGCCCGCCUGCCCGGGGCCCCGGCCAUCUUUGAGACCCAGCAGCUGGCAGGAACCCAGGGGGCCCCCCGGCCCGAGGUGCCCCGCAUCGUGAUACAGCCCCCAGAGGAGCCCCAGCCACCCCGGCGCAAGCCCCAGACCCGAGGCAAGACUUUCCAUGGGCUGCUGACCCGGUCCAGGGGCCCCCCUAUCGAGAGCCCCGCCAGGUCCCAUCGAAGCUCCACCUCCUUCCUGGACACCCGAUUCUGAGGGUAGGUCCCGCUUUUGAGGGUACCACGGACUCAGGGUCCCCCUGAUCCCAACUGCCUGAACAGUGGAUGCUGGCCUCGACGUGGGCACCGCACUUAACAGCUGGGGUUGGGUGCCUCGCUCCUUUCCCAUGGACUGCCUCAGGCCUGAGGAGGAUGGAAGGCUGCAGAGUGGGGUUUGGAGAACCCAGGCCACCCUCCACCCACAGGGCUGCCCCGGUGCUUGGGCCCUUGCACGCAUCAGGCUCGCACUGGAGGUGUGCGCGAGAAAGGGCAUGGGCUGGGCCACGGGGACCCCAAAAGGCUCCUGAGGGGUCUGGAAUAAAGUCUGAACAGAAGCC
Messenger RNA from Cervus elaphus (red deer), 1958 nucleotides. It is a transcript of the gene TBC1D10C, whose product is annotated as TBC1 domain family member 10C. The record is from RefSeq and is a predicted model, not a curated record. NCBI's taxonomy places the organism in Eukaryota, Metazoa, Chordata, Mammalia, Artiodactyla, Cervidae. Bases 278 to 1618 code for a protein of 446 amino acids. The transcript has 9 exons.